Vanessa atalanta (red admiral) is the source of this 3623-nucleotide messenger RNA. Its product is annotated as probable ATP-dependent RNA helicase DHX34. The record is from RefSeq and is a predicted model, not a curated record. Bases 92 to 3556 code for a protein of 1154 amino acids. Gene Ontology annotation, cellular component: intracellular anatomical structure. Gene Ontology annotation, biological process: nuclear-transcribed mRNA catabolic process, nonsense-mediated decay. The transcript is spliced from 20 exons. NCBI's taxonomy places the organism in Eukaryota, Metazoa, Arthropoda, Insecta, Lepidoptera, Nymphalidae. Gene Ontology annotation, molecular function: RNA binding; ATP binding.
AAAGUUUUGACCUAUUUUUGUUGUAUGCAUAUUAUAAAAGAUUAAAUUACAAUACCAAAAAAUAUAUUCACGUUAUAAGUUAUAAUUGACUAUGGAUCACAAGUCGAGAGAUCAUCACAAAUCUUCAUCAAAAAGAAGCCGAUCUGAUUCACUUGAAAAUACCUCUAGAGAAAGACAUAAAUUACGAAAGCAAAGUCCCCCAAAACAACCCAAUGCUGUAGAGUUCAGUUUUCUAGAUUACAAAAGAAAUUUGAACAAAAUGAUUACAUACAGUAAUGAUUCUAAUACAGUUAUAAAUAAUCUUGACGAUUUCUGGGUGUUUGUUAAAAAAUAUGAAAUGACAUUAAAAAAGGCGGGAAAAUCAAUUAUAGAGAAUGAAAAUGAAAUAGAACUCAAUGAUAUUGGAAUACCAAUAAAUUUUUCCAAACAUAAUUGUAUAAAUUUUUUAAGUAAAAUGAAAUUUAUGGAUAGUGUUUAUGAUGAAAGGGAGAAGAGAAAGCUAGACAAAAAAAUGUUCGAUGCAUUCCUAAAUAUUGUGUCGAUUUAUUUAGAUUUUAAAAAUAAAGAGAAAUUUGAGAAGUUAAAAAAAUUGAGAAAGGCACAGAGUGAACUUCCUGUUGCUAAAUAUAGGAAUGAAAUAGUAUCAGCAGUACAGAAUGAGAAGGUAGUCAUUGUUGCUGGUGAUACAGGCUGUGGAAAAUCAACUCAAGUACCACAAUAUCUACACACAGCUGGUUUUCAGAAUAUUGCUUGUACCCAGCCGAGAAGAAUUGCGUGUAUUUCUUUAUCAAAACGAGUUGCUUUCGAAAUGUUGACUCAAUUCGAGAGUAAAGUUGGCUAUCAGAUUAGAUUUGAAAAAAGCAAGACGGCGGAUACGAAAAUUUGUUUUAUAACUGAAGGAUUAUUGUUAAGGCAGAUGUCGUCGGAAAAUUUACCGAGCUACGACGUCAUAAUCCUCGAUGAAAUCCACGAGAGACAUUUAAUGGGAGAUUUUUUGCUGGGUGUCCUCAAGUGCUUGAUACACUCCCGUAAUGACAUCAAGCUAGUACUCAUGUCAGCUACGAUCAAUAUUAAACUUUUUGAGGAUUAUUUCUCAGCGGAAUCGGCUGUCGUUAUUCAAGUACCGGGUCGGCUGUUCCCUAUAGAACUGAAGUAUAAACCUAUUUUGAUAGAAGAUAAACCUACUAGAGAUGACCGACUCGAUCCACAGCCCUAUGUACAGAUCAUGCAAUUAAUAGACAGCAAAUACCCAAGUGGCGAAAGAGGUGAUCUUCUCAUUUUCAUGUCGGGUGUGAAGGAAAUAACAGCGAUAUGUGACGCCGCUCAACAGUAUAACGAAAAAGCUAAGAGUUGGAUCAUUUUACCCUUACACAGUGCAUUGUCGCUCGCUGAACAAGAUAAGGUUUUCGACUACCCACCAGAGGGCGUUCGGAAAUGUAUUAUAUCAACGAACAUCGCGGAAACCUCCGUCACAAUAGACGGGAUAAGAUUCGUCGUUGACUCCGGAAAGGUCAAAGAAAUGAGUUACGAUUCAUCAACGAAAAUGCAGAGGCUGAAAGAAUUUUGGAUAUCAAAGGCAAGUGCUGAUCAGAGGAAGGGGAGAGCUGGGCGAACAGGUCCUGGAGUCUGUUACCGCAUAUAUUCUGAAGAGCAGUACUCGGAUUUGGAAGCGUUCAGUACCCCUGAAGUGUCGAGAGUGCCGCUCGCGUCGCUGCUGCUGUUGAUGAGUUCGCUCGGUGUUAAUGACGUCAGAAGGUUCCCGUUUAUUGAUUCGCCGCCGGAGGAGGCCAUUGAGGACGCGCUCUUAGAACUUAAACAACAUGGCGCGCUGUCUUCCAACGAGAAGCUGACGGCGCUGGGCGCGGCGCUGGCCAAGCUGCCGGUGGAAGUGUCGCUGGCCAAGGCGCUGGUGGCGGGCGCGGCCACGCUGCCGGCAGACCGGCUGUCCGCGGCGCUGGCGCUGGCCGCCGCGCUCGGCUUGCGCUCUGUGUACACCGCGCGCGCGCAUCGGGACUUCGACUGCGAGAACGCCCGGCGCGCCGACGAGUCGGACCACGGCGACCCGGUGUCGCUGCUGUCGCUGUACAGCGCGUGGCUGCGCGAGAAGGCGCGCGGCGGCGGGCGCGCGUGGUGCCGGCGGCGCGGCCUCGAGGAGCAGCGCCUCUACGAGCUCACCAAGCUCGCGGCGCAGCUCGACAGCCUGCUGCAGGACAAUAACCUAACGGAGGCUCCAGAACCUGAAACAAUGUCGUCAGCGGAGAGAGCGCUACGACACGGGCAGAUAAAACAAUUGAAAGAUAUGAGAAGGCAGUACAAACAAAAAGCGGCUGAAGAAUCGAAACGUCGUAAGCGUCUCAAAGUCGACUCGUGGGAGAUAAUAGACGACAAAGACGAGGAUAAUACUGUGGACAUUCGCGACAUAGAGUUCCGCAUGACCAACGACGCGGGCAGGAUACGGGCUUUGAUCAACGGCUCCAGUACGAACAGUGGACGGGAUCUUAUCAUGUUAAAGUUGAUACUCUGCAGAGCUUUGUACCCACAAGUCGCAGUAGCAGACGAAUACAAUCAUUGCAAGUCUGUAUCCGAACAGCUGUUCCACACAUGGAGUAAGCCGUUCGUGUUUCUGCACCCUACGUCCAUCUUCGGCAAGAAUCCAAAACUUCUGCAACUCACUGAAGCGGACAUACAGACCGAAUUACCGAACGGUUAUAAAAACAGGCUACCGUUAUCAGCAAAACAUCAGAUACUGUGUUACUUAUCGCUGUUAGAGACAACAAAACCCUACAUAGUUAAUUCAAUGCGAAUGCCAGCCGCCCAAACGUUGCUGCUUCUAGCACAUUCAAUAGACACCAACAUUGGUUUCACAAGAAUACUUUGUGACUCUUGGCUGUUAUUGGAGUUUCCGUAUCCCGAAACCGGAUUGAGUUUAUUAAUGAAAGCCGUUAAGUUAAGACAACGUUGGGACGCACUUAUUAACAGGCGACUUCAAGAUGCAAAUCCUAACAAGUCCGUUGAAAGUGAACUUCAAAAAUCAAAUCAAACUAAAUCAUCUUACGAAGAAGAACAGUACGAAUUAUCAUGUGAUAUAAGUACUUAUAUAAACAGUGAUAUAUAUUAUACGAUAAAAAGAUGCCUGCCUGGAGACCUCAAAGUAAUGUAUGUGGGUGCGGACGAGGUACACCCGAGUAUAGACCCUAAUCCUUUCGAUCAGGGCUUCGAAUGCCGUGCACACGAGAAGAAGGGCGGUGUGUAUGUGACGGAUAAUAUUGUUUUUAAUUGCGUUGUAGAUACGGACUGGAGCUACCAAAGUUAUCAAGAAACCUACAGCCUUCCAUGGACCUGUCCAGACUGCGAGAUAUCAGUCUGUUUAUCACCUCUAGAAAGGAUACAGCAUAAGGAGUUCACAUGCUCUUCUAGAACCGAAAAGAAGGAAGUGCAGACUAAGGUGAUAAGGGAAAAUAAGCCUAACACCAAGGAAUAUGAGUGUGAAAAUUGUAAAAAGACGUUAUAUUUAACGCCUGUUGAAAUAUUGAAGCACAAAAAUGCAUGUAAAUAAAAAUGCUAUUAAAAAAGGAAAUCGGUGUUUGCUUUAUUUAUAAAUAGCCUAAAAUAAAAUGUAUAAU